This is a messenger RNA of Dufourea novaeangliae, 1855 nucleotides long. It is a transcript of the gene Pat1, whose product is annotated as amyloid protein-binding protein 2. The coding region runs from base 101 to 1855 and encodes 584 amino acids. The transcript is spliced from 9 exons. Gene Ontology annotation, biological process: intracellular protein transport. Gene Ontology annotation, molecular function: protein binding. NCBI's taxonomy places the organism in Eukaryota, Metazoa, Arthropoda, Insecta, Hymenoptera, Halictidae. The record is from RefSeq and is a predicted model, not a curated record.
CGCGGCAGCAUAUGCGCGUGAAGAAAGAGACGUGACCGACGUGACAGCAAUUGUUGCGGCUGUGUUUGCGCGUUCGUGAUUAUCGAAGGCCUCUAGGAAAAUGGCCGAAAUAAAUGAACGACUUGUUUAUUCCCCAAGAAGUCUGUACCAACUGAGUGCGUCCAAGAUAGUCUACCUCUUCGUGAAUGAUAGUUUCCCACACGUGAAGUCCUUGUCCAAUUUACCGAACGAUGUAAUGUUCGAUCUUUACUAUCAGUUAUACAAAGCAAAUGAACUAUGCUUCAUAAACUUGGAACUAAGCAAUCUAGAUACCUUCUCUAAGAUGUUGACUGUUAUUGAUCGACGCAUACAUUUGUUCCAAUGUUUCCAGGAACUUAUUGAAGGCAGAACAGGAAUCAAAAAAGUGCUGACUAUGAGAUAUACUUCAUGUUGCUUCCAUACUAAUAAAAAUCCAGCUAGUCAAGAGAAAAUGAUAAUGUUAGGUUUCAGACUUGGUGGAUUUUUAAGCGAUGCUGGCUGGUAUGUCGAAAGUGAACAAGUGUUCCUAAAUUGCCGCCAAUUAUGUUUAGCAAAUAAUACUACGCCCGAAAAUUGGUGUAGAACGUUAGAAUGCUGCCGUAGAUUACUACACGUCCAAGCAGCAUACUGCUUGUUUCAAUGUGCAGCAGACACACAGAAGUUUGCUAUGGAAAUAGUGAAACAAUUAAAGGAGGCAGAGUUCGAUUGCAAUUAUGCUGCUCUAUGCAGUGAAUUCAGUGUAUUAUAUUAUAUGAGAAGCGAGUAUGACGAGGCUUAUAGGUGGAGCAUACAAGCAUUAAAACAAUUGAAACCGACGCUGCCCGCCCGCAUUACUAUUGACGUUUUGAGGCAGGCAGCAAAAUCAUGUGUAAUGAAACGGAAAUUCCAGAAGGCUGGUCUGUUGAUCAGACAAGCUCUGUAUCUUACUAGACAAGUAUUUGAUAGAAAUCAUCCAGUGUACAGUAAUGUUCUUAUAGACUAUGGUUUUUACUUGUUGAAUUUUGAUAGCUUAAUCAACAGUGUAACUGUUUACAAGAAAGCGCUAGAAAUAAGGAAGUACGUAUUUUCAAAAAUGAAUUUACAUGUUGCACUGGCUCACGAGGAUUUAGCUUACGCUCUAUAUGUGUGCGACUAUACUUCUGGUAAAUUUCAAAUAGCAAGCGAACAUGUUGGAGUAGCGAUAGGUAUAAUGGAGAAGCUUCUACAUGGAGAUCAUUUAUUGUUAGCGAGUGCGAGAAGAGUACACGCUUUAAUACUCGAGGAAAUAGCAAUAGACGGUAUAUCCAUAUCGUUGGCACAGCACAAUUUAUUAUUCAAGGCUGAAUGCUUACAUCUGAACACUUUGCAAUUAGCGAGAAAAGCAUUUGGCGAAAAAAACGUGCAGAUUGCAAAGCAUUACGGAAAUCUGGGGCGUCUCUAUCAGAGUAUGAGGAAAUUCGACGCAGCAGUAGCAAUGCAUAUCAGAGCCAUACGAAUCAAAGAAGAAUUACUAGGACCGGACGAUUAUGAAGUUGGCUUAAGUAUAGGACACUUAGCAUCAUUAUAUAAUUUUCAUAUGUAUCGAUACAAAGAAGCUGAGACACUUUAUUAUCGUAGUAUCGCGAUCAACCAAAAAUUGUUCGGUGAAAGCUAUAGUGGAUUGGAGUAUGAUUAUCGAGGGCUUCUACAUGUUUAUACCAAACUGCACGAAUAUGAUAAAGUGCUGCAAUACGAAACUGCAUUAAACAAUUGGAGGGCAUUGAGAUACCAACAUGUCCGAUCGGAAGGUCCACCAAUUGAUCACGAGAGACGCCCGCAACCGAUCGAAGAAGUGCUUGAUACAUUCUUUUCUAUGUAA